AUGAUCGUUAAAGAACUAGUGCAGCAAAUGAUCGAUGAAGACGGCGUGAUUUCAGUGGAAAAAUGUGGGAAUAUCAACAUUUACUGGUGCUUUAAGAACCAAACUCUCCAAACGCUGUACGAUUCUAGUGAGAUGCUAAAAAAAAAGAUACAGGAAACAGAGUCGGAUAUUACCGCAUGUAAACAGGAGCUAGAUAAAACGCUAGCGACAGGGAGAUGCAAGAAAUUCACUAUAGGCCAGAAAUCAUACAGCAGAGAGGCUCUACUAGAAAAGAGGAAUAAAAUACACGAGGAAAUAAAAAAGAAGAGCACAAGUUUGCAGAAAAUAGAAAUGAUCAGGUGGGAUACAGCAAAGAUUCAAGAAAAUAAACAUAAAAUUCGUCUGAAAAAAGUCCAGCUGGAAAAAAUUACUGAUAAUAUCGAGAUUCUUGUCGAUUAUCUCUACAAGAAGUUCUUUUUGAAGCCAGAACAAAUCAGAAAAGAAUUUGGAAUUCCAGAAGAGUUCAAAGAGUUCACAGAUAUUUAG
Molecule: messenger RNA, 525 nt
Organism: Saccharomyces mikatae IFO 1815
Lineage: Eukaryota; Fungi; Ascomycota; Saccharomycetes; Saccharomycetales; Saccharomycetaceae
Gene: MND1
Product: Mnd1p
Exons: 1
Coding region: 1-525 (174 amino acids)
Biological process (GO): reciprocal meiotic recombination
Molecular function (GO): double-stranded DNA binding
Source: RefSeq, a predicted model, not a curated record